CAGUCAGUCUGUGGGUUGCCAUGGUUGGGGAUUAGGAAUAAUGCAUGGUGGAGUGCCAAGGCAAGGUGUGUGUUCAUUCCUCACAUUCUUACCUCAAUUCUAGUAUUGUGGGAGGUGUCAUUUAGUGGCGCACAUCCCCUGUUGUUAUAUAGAAACUUAAAUUGUGGAGGAAAUGAAUGGGUAAAAUUUUUAAUUGUUUUAAAUCUUAAAUCCAAACUGUACUGCUCACAAGCAAAUAGAACUGCAAUUUCCCCCACAUGUUUAAAAAUGACACUAUCCAUAUGAUUUCAGACCCAUUUUCACACCCCUUUCAGGAACCUGGGCCCCGUUUCACAAAGCAGGAUUACUGAGUUAGCGGGAGUAAAACCCGGAAAGCUCCCUAUUCUGGAACAUGGACUGACGUAAAAUGAGAUGUUUUGGGUUUUACUCAGCGGAGUUAUCCAGCUAACUCGGUAAUCCUGCUUCGUGAAAUACCCCACUGGACACUACUCUCUUUUGGUGUACACCCAUUUCCUGCAUCUGUAGGAACCAUACAAAGUCACAAUGCCAGGUUUAAUCCAGACAUGUGUAGGAAAUUAUGAAUUAAAUGUUUUAUCAGCCCAGUUUCUGUGAGAAAGUGAGAAAUAGCACUGAUUUGAGACAGAAAUGUGCUCCAUAUUGACAAAACAUGAAUUAAAUCUGUUAAACUGGAGAAUUUUGUCUGGUGUAAUAAGUCACUGACAUGAAAUGUAGUUUUUAAAGGCAUAUUUAAAGAUUAAUCAUAUGCCCAUUAUAUAUUAUUUUGGUGCAUAAACCGGAACAAAUUGAGCUUUGCUUUAAACUAGUACACUUUGAACGUUCUCUAAAAAAACAGUAAACAGUUUUGGACUGCCUCCGUUUUCGCAAUAGAUGUUGAGUUUCAGCUCUACAACCCUUCGUAUUACCUCUGUACCAGCUCAGCGGCGAGAAUCCAUUUCCUAGCUGGCGUGAGUAUGGGUUGGGCGGGGAGAUACUGAGAGGGGCGAGGUUGGGAACACAGACAAAGGAAAAACCGCUGCGGGCAACCGUGGAAGAUUGCGAGAAAACAAGACUACCGAUCUGCCCCUAACGAACUAUCUAGCAGCUCUUAAGAAGAGGAAAAUAUGACAAUGACAACUGGAUGUUAAUGAGAACUGCACAUUUUCGGCCUAUUAUUGUCUACAACGGAAGUGUUGACAUGGUCUAUGCUCUGCUGGUGCUGUUAAAAAGAGGCAUUAACAAAAAAGAGGACAGCAUAGGGCUACUGGAAGAUUAAAGAGGAAAAAUGAACGGGUUCCAGUCUAGUCCUCCGGAGUGUCCCGUUGGAAGCGUCUGCUCCAUCGAAGGUCUACCCCCACUUCCAAAAGGCCUCAGUGGGAUUCUGAACUCCAGCGGUGGUUCGUGGAGGGACAUCGAGAAGGUUUACAGCAAGAAGACCCGCAUCCAAGCCGACAUCAGCAAGUCCAGAGUUAAUGAUUCCAUGGACCGUAGCAAGCCCGCCAGCCUGGACGCAGCGCUGGCCAUGCUUCGUAAAGAGAUGGUGGGGCUAAGACAGUUGGAUAUGUCGUUGCUGUGCCAGUUAUGGUCCCUGUACGAGUCCAUCCAGGAGUACAAAGGAGUUUUUCAAGACAUGUCCUCCUCCCUCAUGUCUGAGAGCUCCUUCACUACUGAGAAUGGGUUCUCAGAGGAGGAGGAGGAGGAGGAAGAGGAAGAGGAGGAGGAUGAGGAUGAGGACAGAGAGGAAGAUGCACAGGGUGCUCCCGGAACCACUCUGUCACUGCCACAGCCUGCGCAGAACUCUCGGGACCAGUGGAUUAAGGAGUCCUUUCACUUAUAGACCAUAAUGCUCUACUCACACAUCCCCUUUUAGACCACUGCAUUUGUUUCAGACAUCCCAUUAUAGGACACUACAUUCUUCCUAUACAUCCCUUAUAGAACAAUGCAUUCAUUCUGUACAGCCCUUAUAGAACAUUGCAUUAUUUCCACACAUCCCCUUAUGGAACACUGCAUUCCACGUGUGCCCUUAUAGAACGCCACAUUUGUCCUGAUGGAGUGCUCCUUUCUUCAUCCGAGCUUCUGUGUCUUUCAGUAGCUAGCUGACAUGAAUCAAACAAAGCACUUUGCUCUCAACUUCCUGGGUGGCGUUUUCCAGGUGAUGCUCUUGUUCCUUGAGUGGUCAUAGGAUGUCCCUGAACUCAUGUUCGGGCACAUCAGGCUGGUGCUCUAGUCAACUGCUUUUUAUAAAUAUGUAAUACUAUCUUUUAUACAUACUGUUGAAUAAGAAAUUUGGUUAAAAAGUGAUUGAAUGUGGCAAGUGAAGAGGAGCAUUUUCAGACUCUAAAGGCCGUUGGCUUAUUUCUCCACUACAUUUAUUACUUUGGAUGUACCUGUAUGGAUAUGAAGUCAAAUCAAAAUGUUUUUCCAGUUUGUAUUGAUGCCUUUUAAAAUCCUCCAGUGGUAUCCAUUGUUUUGCUUUCUUAAUUUUAUUCUGAUUGUAAAAGUAUUCAUUUCUGAUCUGUGGGGAGGGAGGGCAUGUUGAUGCUCUUUGUCUUUAUAUUCAAAUGAAAUAUUUAACUUGUUUAUACUUAACAGUUUUUUUCUAUGCUCUGAAAACUGAAUGUAGUCAUAGACUCAUUUGAAGUUGUGUGAAUAAAAUUAUUUGUAAUAUUC
Molecule: messenger RNA, 2667 nt
Organism: Anguilla anguilla (European eel)
Lineage: Eukaryota; Metazoa; Chordata; Actinopteri; Anguilliformes; Anguillidae
Gene: fam89b
Product: family with sequence similarity 89 member B
Exons: 3
Coding region: 1283-1834 (183 amino acids)
Source: RefSeq, a predicted model, not a curated record